Messenger RNA from Penicillium paradoxum, 1314 nucleotides. Its product is annotated as PDK/BCKDK family protein kinase. Gene Ontology annotation, biological process: regulation of glucose metabolic process; protein phosphorylation. Lineage: Eukaryota; Fungi; Ascomycota; Eurotiomycetes; Eurotiales; Aspergillaceae. The coding region runs from base 1 to 1314 and encodes 437 amino acids. Gene Ontology annotation, cellular component: mitochondrion. The record is from RefSeq and is a predicted model, not a curated record. The transcript has 4 exons. Gene Ontology annotation, molecular function: pyruvate dehydrogenase (acetyl-transferring) kinase activity.
AUGUGGAAGCCUUCGGAGCGGCUGAUGGAAACCAUCAGACACUAUGCCAGCUUCCCCGCAACUGGUGUCUCGCUGAGGCAGAUGGUCCAAUUCGGCGACCGUCCCUCGACAGGCACCCUAUUCCGCGCCUCUCAGUUCCUUUCCGAGGAGCUCCCCAUCCGUCUCGCACAUCGCGUGCAGGAUCUUGGAGAGUUGCCAGAUGGAUUGAGCGAGAUGCCAUCGAUCAAAAAAGUCCAGGACUGGUAUGCGCAGUCCUUCGAGGAAAUCAUUGCUCUCCCACGCCCGAGCCUGACUCAAGAAGUGAAAGCGCGCCUGUUGCGACCCGGCCGGAUGCCCGGCGGUCCCUCGAAAAUUCUUUCUGAAACAACUCAAAACCCCAGCGUUCGCGAGGGCCAGUACCGGUCAUCCGUGACAGUCGGCAAUGGAAAUGGUAUUGGAAAAGCGCCCGCAGCAGGUCGUCGGUAUUUCUUCCCCGCGGAUGACCGCGGAGACUGGCCCCCGGAACUUAAUGACUACAACCAACGAUUCGCCAAGACACUCCAGCAGAUCAAGCGACGCCACGAUGGGGUCGUGACCACUGUCGCGCAAGGUAUUCUCGAAUGGAAACGCGUGCGGCAGCGCAUGCAGAUCGACUCCACGAUUCAAUCCUUCCUCGACCGGUUUUAUAUGUCAAGGAUUGGUAUACGAAUGCUUAUAGGUCAACACAUCGCACUCACGGAACAAACGCACGUCAAACACCCCAACUAUGUCGGAAUAAUUUGUACCAAGACCAAUGUCCGGGACAUUGCGCUUGAGGCCAUCGAAAAUGCCCGCUUUGUCUGCGAGGACUACUACGGACUUUUCGAGGCGCCCAAGGUGCAGCUGGUUUGCAAGGAGGACUUGAACUUCAUGUAUGUUCCGGGACACCUAUCGCACAUGCUCUUCGAGACCCUCAAGAACUCGCUCCGGGCGGUCGUCGAACAACAUGGUGCCGAUAAGGAUGAGUUCCCCGUGACUAAGGUAAUAGUAGCCGAAGGCAAAGAAGAUAUCACGAUCAAGGUCUCCGACGAGGGUGGUGGUAUCCCACGAUCGUCGAUUCCUCUGGUUUGGACCUACAUGUACACGACCGUGGAGCAAACACCCAACCUGGACCCUGACUUUGACAAGAACGACUUCAAAGCACCAAUGGCCGGAUUUGGAUAUGGUCUGCCGAUAAGCCGCCUUUACGCAAGGUAUUUCGGCGGUGAUUUGAAAUUGAUAAGUAUGGAGGGAUAUGGGACCGAUGUCUACCUCCAUCUGAACCGUCUCUCUUCGAGCUCGGAGCCCCUGCAAUGA